AUGGAUCCUUUACCCUAUAAACUCCUAUAUUCUACUGAUAUAACUCCUCAUCAAACGGCAAAUUUGCCUGACGCUUGACUUGCACCUACAACUUCAUCAAGAGUUUGAAUAAUCCAGUUUCAAGACGUUGCUUUUGCCCAUGCUUUACUUUUAAAUCUAAAAACACGUGCCAAGCUUUCUGUGUUCAUAAGCCUAGAAGAAUCUAUUAAUUACGUUAAAGGUAUUUUCUAGUCAGUUUUCGAAGACUUAAGCAUCGCAGCUGGAUCUCCACGUAAGGUAAAUAUUGGAAACAUGCCUUGCAAAUAUCUAAAAUUAUGUAUUGGAAAAACGGUUGGGCUUAAGCGAAAAGAGUAAAAUUUACUUAGUGUAGAAGUUUUAGGAGUCCCAGGCACAGCAAUAAAUUCAAUAAUCCCUGAUACUGAAGACCUCCUUAUAAAACGCCCUCUCACUAUAUUAUUUUAA
Messenger RNA from Blepharisma stoltei, 462 nucleotides. Lineage: Eukaryota; Ciliophora; Heterotrichea; Heterotrichida; Blepharismidae. The record is from the annotation of a GenBank genome assembly.